Messenger RNA from Arachis stenosperma, 2438 nucleotides. Its product is annotated as protein FAR1-RELATED SEQUENCE 9-like. The coding region runs from base 469 to 2115 and encodes 548 amino acids. NCBI's taxonomy places the organism in Eukaryota, Viridiplantae, Streptophyta, Magnoliopsida, Fabales, Fabaceae. Gene Ontology annotation, molecular function: zinc ion binding. Gene Ontology annotation, biological process: regulation of DNA-templated transcription. The record is from RefSeq and is a predicted model, not a curated record. The transcript has 5 exons.
AACCAGCUCUUAUCGUAAAAUCUCUUUUUCUCUUUCGCAAUUGAGACUGAAACCUGGGCAUCGCAUCUUCUUCUUCUUCUUCUUCGCCGUAGUUUUGAUCAGCACUACUCUGUACUCUCCAACACCAUUCAUAAGUAACCACGAACCAGCAAAUGUCGCCGCGCAAGCCAGAGCUUCCCUUUCUGGACAAGCCCCUGCCGCCGCUCGCAGAAUAAGAAGAUUUUAUAUGGGACAUCCUCAUAUAAAUCCAAGAUACGAGUAACACCAAAAGGGAUAAGCCAGUAACGAUGCAAGAUAAUCCCUAUGCAUAUCACUUAGGGAAACACCCUUAAAUGGACCAAAUGCUUUUCAUUGAAGGGAAGCCAAAAGGUUGAUAAAAAACCUGUGGAAUCACUGUCUGAACUUGAGGAAUAAUUGUAAUUGGCUCAAAAACUGACAAAUUGCUCUUGUUGAAUCUUAAAAAAGAACAUGAGUAGCAUUAGACAGCAUCCCCUUGGGGGCGGGGGACAUCAAUUAUUGGACUAUCUAAAGCGCAUGCAAGCAGAGAAUCCAGCCUUCUUUUAUGCAGUCCAGAAUGAUAAUGAUCACUCGGCUGGUAAUAUAUUUUGGGCCGAUGCAACAUCUAGAGUGAACUACUCUAAUUUUGGAGAUGCUAUUAUAUUGGACACCACCUAUAAGACUAACCGGUAUCGGAUGCCAUUUGCCUCUUUCACCGGAUUUAAUCAUCAUGGCCUACCGGUGUUAUUUGGUUGUGCGUUGAUUUUAAAUGAAGCUGAAUCUUCAUAUAUAUGGCUAUUUAGGACUUUUCUCCAAGCCAUGUCUGGUCACUAUCCUGUCUCCAUUACAACAGAUUUUGAUCCUUUAAUACAAGUGGCUGUUGCGCAGGUUCUCCCUCCAACUCGCCAUAGGGUGUCUACAGGGAGCAUAUUCAGAGAGACCCGAGAGAGACUGGCACAUCUAUGGCUAUCCAAUCCUGAUUUUGAAACAGAUUUUCGGAAAUGUGUUAAUGAGAGUGAGACAAUUGAUGAGUUUGAGUCUUAUUGGCCAUCACUGUUGGAAAAAUACUGCGUCAUGGAUAAUGAAUGGCUUCAAUCCAUGUAUAAUGCACGGCAUCAUUGGGUUCCUGUCUACUUGCAGGAUACUUUCUUUGGGGAGAUUUCUAUGAUGGACAAAAAUGAAUGUUUGAAUGCAUUCUUUGAUGGAUAUGUGAAUGCUUCCACAACCAUACAGUUAUUGGUUAGACAAUAUGAGAAAGCUGUAUUAACUUGGCAUGAAAGGGAAUUAAAAGCAGAUUAUGACACCAUUAACACUAACCCACUUUUAAAAACACCAUCUCCUAUGGAAAAACAAGCUGCAAGUCUUUAUACAAGAAAGAUAUUCUUGAAAUUUCAGGAUGAGUUUAUAGAGACUAUGGCUAAUCCUGCUACAAAAAUUGAAGAUUCAGGAACUAUCACUACUUACCGAGUUGCUAAAUUUGGAGAGAAGACUAAAUCUCAAAUCGUUACUUUUAACUCUUUUGAGAUGAAAGCUAGUUGCAGCUGUCUGAUGUUUGAAUAUUCAGGAACUAUUUGUAGGCAUAUAUUAUCAGUUUUCAGGGCUAAGAAUGUUCUGAGACUUCCAUCUCAGUAUGUUUUGAAACGAUGGACAAGGAACGCAAAAGCUGGUGGCUUUUCAGAUGAACAUGCUUCUGAGUUCCCAAGCAGUUCUGGUGACAGUGUAACAGUUCGCUACAACAACCUGCGACAAGAAGCAAUCAGAUAUGUAGAAGAAGGUGCAAAAUCCAUCCAAAUCUAUCAUGUUGCAAUGAAAGCUUUGAAUGAAGCUGUUAAGAAGGUUGCUGCUGUAAAAAGUCAAAGUAUAGGAACUGCAGGGGGAGAUACAGUCUCUAAUGGAGAAAGGGAUGAAUUAAUCGCAGCAGAAGAAGAUGUACAUAGCUAUCAAUCUGCGGAGGAGAAGCAAAAGAAGAUCCGAGAGUUGACUGCCGAGUUAGAGACCACAAAUCAACGAUGCGAAGUUUAUAGGGCAAACCUGCUGGCUGUGCUAAGGGAUAUGGAAGAACAAAAGAUGAACCUAUCUGUUAAGGUCCAAAAUGCAAGACUUAGUUUGAAAGAGUGACUGCAUUCUUUUGCAGAGUAGGAACACACCCAACAAAACAUGUAUGUGGAAUGUAUUAUUGUGAAGUAGUGUAAUACUUGUGAAAGUGGGGUUAAUUUUUCAGUCCAAGACUCUAAGGCAUGGAUUUUCAAUGUUUCAAUGUUCAGUGUUUUUUGUUGUUCAUAUCAUUUGUUGUAUAUUUUGCAUCUGUUUUGUGUAGUCAUUUGUUUGUGCUUGGCUUUCUUUUUGUAUAAUAUUUCCUCUGAAUGUUCUUCAGAACCAUAGGGAGAGAAGAGAAGAAAAACGAAGCAGCAGUUACCUUAGUUGUGGUUAAAAUAGUAAUG